AUGGUGGCAUUUUAUAUUGUUACAAAAGGUGAACAUCCCUUUGGAGCAAAACCAGAUCGACUUCGCAACUUACUUGAUGGCAGGCCGGUUGGUUUGAAGGCGUUGAAAGAUCGGGUCUUAAAGGAUUUAUUAUCCUGGAUGCUAAGCCACGACCCCAAAGAUAGACCGUCGGCUGAACAAGCGUUGAAACACCCUUAUCUUCAGCCCGCGGAACAGCAGUUUGAAAUGUUGUGCAAAAUGGGAAACCAAUCUGAGAUCAAGACAGGGAAUUUGAAAUCAGAUGUCGUGCGAUUGUUGAACAGCGAUCCCAAAGAUUGGAGAUCUCAGAUGAAUGCCGAUGUUCUGCAGUAUUUAAGCACUGAUCCCUUGAAGGGGAAAACAUUUCAUUAUAGGCCGUCGUGGACGGACUGUUUGCGACUUAUCCGAAAUGUCAAGGAACACUGGCAGGACCGUCCAAGGCCACGACCCGAACUAUUCUAUGUAGUGGACGAUCCCGAAGAGUACUUUCUUAACCUCUUCCCCAACCUUCCUGUCGAGGUUCACAGAAUUAUCAGGUCAUGUGAUUGGAAAGAACGACCUGACCUUAAGGAGUACUUCAUAUAA
Messenger RNA from Paramuricea clavata, 603 nucleotides. The record is from the annotation of a GenBank genome assembly. NCBI's taxonomy places the organism in Eukaryota, Metazoa, Cnidaria, Anthozoa, Malacalcyonacea, Plexauridae.